This is a messenger RNA of Coregonus sp. 'balchen', 7661 nucleotides long. The record is from the annotation of a GenBank genome assembly. Lineage: Eukaryota; Metazoa; Chordata; Actinopteri; Salmoniformes; Salmonidae.
UUUGCCUCAGCCCAGAAGGUGACUUUGCUGAACUCCUGCCUGUCGAAGGAGAACAACCUGAGGAUGGACUGUAAAUACGAGCUGACAGCUGCGUCACCAGUUCCUACCUGCACAUACACCCAGGAGAACAAUGUGGUGGGAAGCACAGACCCUGCUACGAGUCAGGACCCCACCUUCAAGAACCGUGUUGAUGUCGCCAUCAUGGAAGGCAGCACCACCUGCCGUCUCAUCCUCACUGGCUUUUCCGACGACAAGCCCAAGAACUUCACCUGCACCAUCAAGCAGAAAGAGACGGUGUCAAAAACCGCCACUGUGGAAAAGAGUAAGUAUUUUUUCAAACCUGUAUUAUUUCCCUUUCUGCAUUCAUGAUACGGUGCAUCUACAUUGCUAUUUGAGAGUAACUGUAAGUUCAGUUUCCUAGUUCCCCUGAUAUGAAAACAGAAGUGACGAUCUAUGAUGUCAAUAGAAUGAAUGUUUGUGUGGUUAUCAUUUGCUUUUCAGUGGAAAUGGUGAAGUGAUAGGGAAGUAAAAAUGAGCUUUUGAUCUAAUAGACCAAAGAUUUGUGUGAGAAAGGCUGCCCCUGUCGAGUCCUCCACUUCAACUUGUGUUUGCUUCUCUCUCUUAGAGCUACUCCAGAAGUGUUCAGCGUGGAGUGUGCAUGGCAGCGUUUUGAUGUUGACUAUGACGUCAAUUGUUUUGUUGCUGUGAAGAACCAUUAUAGAACCAUUAUAGCUGCUGUUUCCUUUUCCAAAGCUGUUCAACAUAAUCAUGAAUAAUAUAUAUUAUCAUUAUCUCAUUAAUGUAGCCUAAUUGUACUCACACAGAAUUGUGCCUUUUAAAUCUAUAUCAUUAAGAAUGCUUAGAAUCUGGUCUUGGAAUAUGGUCUGCUAGUAUAGAUCAAUGGAACUCGACCCAAACAAUGGCAAUGCCAUGGAAACAUGUUAGGGAAACAUGCCGUGGGGGAAAGAUCCCGAAUCUCCUCAUUGCCCUCCCCCCCACCCCCCAGGUAAAUGUACCUACUUUUAGGCUAUUGUUUAUAUGUGUAUUUGACACUCUGUUUAGGGAAAAAUCGGAGUAUAAUGCUUGUAUGGUGUCGACCCCAAUACAUGUUAAUGUCACCGUCACCAAUCCCCUGUAUUGCAGUUAAAAACGACUGACUACCACCACCGAUUUCUGUAUGCUAGCUAUGCUACCAGCUUAUAUGAACGGGAGUCAGGGUUUAGCAGCCACUUCUUCUAAACCUAAAUGUUAUGCAGUGAAAACAGACAAAUAUAUCAACAUCUGACUUCAGUAACCCCAUUGUUACAAUACAUCAAUCAUGACGGAUUUGACGAAUAUCCACUUUGUUAGAUCAGAUUUGUUGAAUGUGGGCCAAUCCGGCAUCCUUCUUCUAUCCCCCACGGUCUGCAUUCCAUUGACCUCUCUAUCGCAUCUAUGGUCUGCAGAUAUAGGCUACACGCUUAGAAAAAAGGGUUCCAAAAUGGUUCUUAGGCGGUCCCCAUGAGAACCCAACAACAGAACUACUAGCAUGACAGACCGAGCCUGGACCCUUAGCUCAGUGGUUCUCUCAAUUUGUUUUGGUUACUGUACCCCCUAUCACAUGAAUGUACCAUUAGGGAUUAAUAAAGUACUGCCUUACGUUCAUUUUAUCAUCAGACCUAUGUUCUUAUAUUUAGUUUUUUACCCAAUACACAAUUGUAUCUUCUAUUUUCGAUCACUGUUUGUUGUUUAAGUAAGCAUGUUUAACGCUCCAAAAUGUACAAUAUUUUCAUUGUUUAACAGAAGGCUAAAUUCAAUUAACAGUAAUUGAAAGCCACAUUUAUAAUGCUUUUGGUGUAGGGAAAAUGUAAGUAAAUAAAAAAAACAAUUGAACGAAGUAUAGUUUAUUACUCAAAUCAACAUUCUUUCAACGUCAAUGAACAGUAUUAUAGUGUCAAUAGUAUAGAAAGAUAAAUAGUAUAAAAAACUGCCCAUAAGUGUUUAACAGUAGGCUAAAUUCAAUUAACAGUAAGUGAAAGCCACAUUAACAAUGCUUUUGGUGUAGUGCAAACUUAAGUCUUUAAGUACAUAGAACUUCAGCUAGUUUAGUCCAGUUUAGUCUAGUGACAUGGCUGCUGCUGGUGUCUGAUGUCCUUUUACGGCCUGGACAAACUGUCCAAAUACAGCUUUGAAGCUGAUAACCGAGGCGGUCUGGGCCAUCUCAGUUGCCCUGGCUGCUGCCUCAUGUUUACACUGCUGAUUGAAGUGCUGAUCCUGCUGCAGAAGCUGGGCCUCACAGUAGGUGGCGGUAAUGCGCCAUAACGUUGGAUGCCGCCGAUAAACCCCACCAAAGAAGAAGAAGAAGAAGAAGACGCUGUGCCUCAAGUUUCUCCAGGUAUGAGGCCUCGGUCACCCUCAUGCAGUUCAGGUACUCGCUGGUUGUGCUCUGAGUGUGUAUUCUCUUCCCUGGGAAAAUAUGCAAAUGUAUUAAAUGUUAUCCAGCAAAGGCCAGUGUGGGACCAACCUGAUACACCAAUGAUGCAAAUAAUACAGGUCUUGGCUCAGAAUAUGAUUAAUUGAAUCAGUGUGACAGUUUUAUAUAAACAUUCCUAGAUUCUCCUUUAAUAAUGUUUAGGAACAUAACCCUGCCGUGACAAAAGCCCUCUGUUGAUAAGACUGCCCAGCCCUGAUGAAGACAGGUAAAUUGUGUGAUUAAGGCUAAACAAGUGAACAUGACAAUCAAUUGACAUUAAACUGUUUACCAACCCGAGAAUGGACCCUUGGCGCUUUGGGGUGCUGGGCUCAGGGGUUUCAGGAGCAUUGAUUGUGUCGAUGGACCCUGGGUGUCGGGGUGCAGGGCUCUGAGGUUGUGGCUUCACCAUUCGGGCUCACAGCUUCUUCUGAGUCCGUAAGUACAGGAAUGACCUCUGAAAGUAUAAGUAUGUUUGUUUGUAUACUCCAUAUAACAGACUUCCUCUGUUUUAGGGUGCCCCUAUAGAAAUUCUCUCCAGAUGCUUCCCUAAGCUGAGUCAAAAUCCUCUAAGAUACCAUUUGCAAACGUUAGCAAAGUCAUAAAUUGCUUAGACACUACACUACCAAAUACUAAUUGAGUGUAUGUAAACUUCUGACCCACUGGGAAUGUGAUGAAAUAAAUAAAAGCUGGAAUAAAUAAUUCUCUCUACUAUUAUUCUGACAUUUCACAUUCUUAAAAUAAAGUGUACAUACAUAAAUACAUAAUACAUACAUACAUGCAUACACGUACAUACAUACAUACAUACAUACAUACAUACAUACAUACAUACAUACAUACAUACAUACAUACAUACAUACAUACAUACAUACAUACAUACAUACACACAUACAUACAGUGGGGAGAACAAGUAUUUGAUACACUGCCGAUUUUGCAGGUUUUCCUACUUACAAAGCAUGUAGAGGUCUGUAAUUUAUAUCAUAGGUACACUUCAACUGUGAGAGACGGAAUCUAAAACAAAAAUCCAGAAAAUCACAUUGUAUGAUUUUUAAGUAAUUAAUUUUCAUUUUAUUGCAUGACAUAAGUAUUUGAUACAUCAGAAAAGCAGAACUUAAUAUUUGGUACAGAAACCUUUGUUUGCAAUUACAGAGAUCAUACGUUUCCUGUAGGUCUUGACCAGGUUUGCACACACUGCAGCAGGAUUUUGGCCCACUCCUCCAUACAGACCUUCUCCAGAUCCUUCAGGUUUCGGGGCUGUCGCUGGGCAAUAUGGACUUUCAGCUCCCUCCAAAGAUUUUCUAUUGCGUUCAGGUCUGGAGAUUGGUUAGGCCACUCCAGGUCCUUGAGAUGCUUCUUACGGAGCCACUCCUUAGUUGCCCUGGCUGUGUGUUUCGGGUUGUUGUCAUGCUGGAAGACCCAGCCACGACCCAUCUUCAAUGCUCUUACUGAGGGAAGGAGGUUGUUGGCCAAGAUCUCGCGAUACAUGGCCCCAUUCAUCCUCCCCUCAAUACGGUGCAGUCGUCCUGUGCCCUUUGCAGAAAAGCAUCCCCAAAGAAUGAUUUUUACACCUCCAUGCUUCACUGUUGGGAUGGUGUUCUUGGGGUUGUACUCAUCCUUCUUCUUCCUCCAAACACGGCGAGUGGAGUUUAGACCAAAAAGCUCUAUUUUUGUCUCAUCAGACCACAUGACCUUCUUCCAUUCCUCCUCUGGAUCAUCCAGAUGGUCAUUGGCAAACUUCAGACGGGCCUGGACAUGCUCUGGCUUGAGCAGGGGGACCUUGCGUGCGCUGCAGGAUUUUAAUCCAUGACGGCGUAGUGUGUUACUAAUGGUUUUCUUUGAGACUGUGGUCCCAGCUCUCUUCAGGUCAUUGACCAGGUCCUGCCGUGUAGUUCUGGGCUGAUCCCUCACCUUCCUCAUGAUCAUUGAUGCCCCACGAGGUGAGAUCUUGCAUGGAGCCCCAGACCGAGGGUGAUUGACCGUCAACUUGAACUUCUUCCAUUUUCUAAUAAUUGCGCCAACAGUUGUUGCCUUCUCACCAAGCUGCUUGCCUAUUGUCCUGUAGCCCAUCCCAGCCUUGUGCAGGUCUACAAUUUUAUCCCUGAUGUCCUUACACAGCUCUCUGGCCUUGGCCAUUGUGGAGAGGUUGGAGUCUGUUUGAUUGAGUUUGUGGACAGGUGUCUUUUAUACAGGUAACGAGUUCAAACAGGUGCAGUUAAUACAGGUAAUGAGUGGAGAACAGGAGGGCUUCUUAAAGAAAAACUAACAGGUCUGUGAGAGCCGGAAUUCUUACUGGUUGGUAGGUGAUCAAAUACUUAUGUCAUGCAUAAAAUGCAAAUUAAUUACUUAAAAAUCAUACAAUGUGAUUUUCUGGAUUUUGAGAUUCCGUCUCUCACAGUUGAAGUGUACAUAUGAUAAACAUUACAGACCUCUACAUGCUUUGUAAGUAGGAAAACCUGCAAAAUAGGCAGUGUAUCAAAUACUUGUUCUCCCCAUUGUACAUACAUAUAAAUAAAUACAUAUACAUACAUAUAUAUAUACACAUAUCCUUUUUUUAAAUAUAUUUUAUUUUAUUACUUUCCAACCCCACCACCCCUCCCCUAUUUGGAGUAAACUAGUAAACAACAACGCUUAGGCCUCUACUUCCAGCUUAUACAUACUAUAUACAUUUUUAUACAUUUUAUGGACACAGUCAAUUUUACAAUAGUUAUAUUUUGUUUGUUUUUACUCCUGAACUUCCUCUACCCUCUCCCAUUCUUACUCAAGUUCCUUUACAAUCAUUCAAUUUAUUUAAUUAUUUGUAUUUUAACAAUGUUGUUCAAACCUAUUUUAACAUCUUACUUAAAUCCUAUCUACUUUCUCCUAUGAAACAAAACACUUCACUCAAUCACCAGCCUAUCUCACUUUACACAUAAUUAUAAUAAUAAUGUUAUUACACAAUUCAGGAAAUACAGCACAGUCAUGGGCUGAAUAUUUAUCACCAUUCAUGUUGUGGCCAACUGGACAUCUAAAAUAGAUAAAUAGACCUCGGUAGACCUGCAGCCUACCAGUGUUCUCCCACAAUCCCUCUAGUGUCUAGUCUAAACUCAUCAAUGUCAUUUUGAUAAACACAGCUGACACACCCCCUGUCCCUCCCUUUUUCUCUGUCUCUCCCACCCCUCUCUCUGCGUCGCAUUGAGAGCCGACCUUAUCCCCCCCUAACAUCACACGACCGAGCAGAGAUUCAACUCCUUCAGCUUUAAGGUAAGAGCCAUUACUUGUAUUAUCAUCGAUUAAUAACAUCAUUAACUCACGUCGGCUAAACCAUAAUCUGUUUUGUUAUAUGCUCGAGCACAUUGUUGAUGUCUGCAUUGUAUCAAGCAAUAUUUAACUGAAUUAACAAUAAUAAAUCAUUUUCUUUAAAACACUUUUGUGAAAUGAACAAUGCAACUUGGCAUGAAAGAAGAAUGUAGAAACAUUUUGCGUUUUAUUCACCUAUUACAGUUACUGUAGCUACGAAGUUAUGAUUUUAUACAAGGUUAGAGAUGUAAUCGAGACCGGGGACAGGCAGAGACUUGUCCAUUUUAUGGGUGGGGAGAAGAUGUAAUUGGUUGGCUUUUCACCAAGAAUGUAACAUUUAUAAAGUUGCACAUUGAGAUCUACUACACAAUAGAUCUACUACACAUAUAUGUCAACAUAUUUCUAAAAUGGCACAUUUGCUCAUGGGUGUAAUAAAAAUAUAUUGGAACAUGUAGGUACCUCUUUUUUGUUUUUAUCUGUCCUGACCCCACCCUUUGAGGCUUGUGCUACAUUUCCACAAAGUUUGCUCAUACAGACACACACAGAUCUCGUUUUAUCAUAACUUGUCGACAUAGAGUAGUGAAUAGUAGUAGUGGAUGAACCUAUUGUAAUAGGGGAAGUUGUGCAUUUAGAUGAACAUUUGACUAAACUGAACAUCUUUUGAUCUUCCAUAUUCUGCUUUGUUUUGUAUUUAUAGUCUUUCUGCUUUAGAGAAGUUGAGAAGACCAUGUACAUCUUAGCUACAGCUGUCUGCCUGUUGGGUAAGAUAACUUUUGAUGUUUUCGUCAUGAGACUGCAAUGCUUUGUCACAAGAGAUAAUAGUUUCCCCUUAAUGUCACACUGGUGAUAUUGAGUCAUCAUGGAUAUGAUCAAUGCUAAUAUAGGUUAUAGCUUUUCUAUGCAGUUCUGAGGAAGGUAAUCUAUGGAAAACAAUAGUCCAAUUAAUAUGUUGUUGACAUAUGAUCGAGGGAGAGUUGGAGUGGGAAAGUACAGUAUCUGUAUGCCAACUCUGUGAUUUAUGGUUUGCCUUGUCCCAGAAGGUGACUGAGCUGACAAAAUAGCCUAAAAGUCAAAUGAACAUAUUGUUGAUGAUACAUUUGAGAUAGUUAAAAAACAAGAGUAAAAUCUAGGCGCAUUGUUGUGCACAGGGUUUCUCUUUAUUUAUUUUAUACAUUUGAAAGAUUGUUGGAGUGGUGAAGCGUCUACGUAACGUCCUUGUGUUGUAGGUUUUGCCUCAGCCCAGAAGGUGACUUUGCUGAACUCCUGCCUGUCGAAGGAGAACAACCUGAGGAUGGACUGUAAAUACGAGCUGACAGCUGCGUCACCAGUUCCUACCUGCACAUACACCCAGGAGAACAAUGUGGUGGGAAGCACAGACCCUGCUUCGAGUCAGGACCCCACCUUCAAGAACCGUGCUGAUGUCGCCAUCAUGGAAGGCAGCACCACCUGCCGUCUCAUCCUCACUGGCCUUUCCGACGACAAGCCCAAGAACUUCACCUGCACCAUCAAGCAGAAAGAGACGGUGUCAAAAACCUCCACUGUGGAAAAGAGUAAGUAUUUUUUCAAACCUGUAUUAUUUCCCUUUCUGCAUUCAUGAUACGGUGCAUCUACAUUGCUAUUUGAGAGUAACUGUAAGUUCAGUUUCCUAGUUCCCCUGAUAUGAAAACAGAAGUGACGAUCUAUGAUGUCAAUAGAAUGAAUGUUUGUGUGGUUAUCAUUUGCUUUUCAGUGGAAAUGGUGAAGUGAUAGGGAAGUAAAAAGGAGCUUUUGAUCUAAUAGACCAAAGAUUUGUGUGAGAAAGGCUGCCCCUGUCGAGUCCUCCACUUCAACUUGUGUUUGCUUCUCUCUCUUAGAGCUACUCCAGAAGUGUUCAGCGUGGAGUGUGCAUGGCAGCGUUUUGAUGUUGACUAUGACGUCAAUUGUUUUGUUGCUGUGA